UCAUUGCAGCGACAAAGUGGCAGUUUUAGGCAUAAAGGUUUUAGGCAGGUUGUUUUACAAUAACAAUUUCCCAAGGCUAAUGUACGUUUUCCCAUCUGACUAAAUGCCUGCGAAUAUUAUGCGUAUUGUCCACUGAUCCUUAACAACACAGUUUGACGUUUAAAGUGUACACGGACACACGUAGGCCAAUGUUUACAAGAUGAAACACUUUAUGCUGCGUGCUAACGUUAGGCUACUGUUUUAAAGGCAUGCGCGACAUUGCAUAUUUACAUGGCAUUUAUAGGGCUACCUCUUGAUUCUGCGGAAUCUGAAAAUAGACAGCUUGAUUCACUGUUAUACUUUGAACUGCGUUGCUUUUGAAAGACAAUAAGACAUACCUCUUCGAGUUGAUAUCUAGAGUCUGUAUCUGUAGUCUACAUCAUCUGAGGAUGGAUGUGAUACGCUGCGUUAGAUCCCUCAUGGAUCUGCAAGCUCAACUUCAGAGCGCCAUUGGACUACAGGAAGAGAUUCAGACUGAGGUUCUGGCUCAUCUUCUUCUUCCUCAAAGCACCAGGAGGCUAAAGAUCCCAGAGGGGUUUGGAGCCAGUGAAAAUGUUGAGGCAUAUUUUGCUACCUUUGAGAGAGCAGCCACUGCCCUCAAGCUUCCUCAAAAGAAAUUGCGCAAGCAGGUUAUGACUCUCCUUGGUAUGGAUCACAGCGAAGGCCAGGACUCAUCACUACAGGAUCAUGGGUAUGAAGAUGUAAAGGACCAUUUCCACAUGCAGGCAAGUGUGGCAGAACAACAGUGGCAAGUUAACUUCACUUUGGCCAAUUUUGACCCUGUGAAAGGCCCCAGGGAGCUGGGCCAGGAGCUGGACGAAGCAGCCAGGCAAUGGCUAAAGCCAGAGAGAAGGAGUGCAGAGGAUGUGGUGCGACGUGUGACUCUGCAAAAGUUUGUGAGCCUCCUGCCCAGAGCUGUGAGUGAUUGGGUUGUUCAACAUCAGUCUAAGGACAUGGAAGAGGCCAUUAGCCUGGCAGAGAAGUUCCUUGGGAGUAGGAACAAUGAGGAGUAUGGAGAGAGAGGAGACGACACUGCUGGACAGCAAUACACAGCAACAGACCCAUCAGACAAGGCUGGAGCAUCAAAUCAGCACCGAAUAACGACAGCUAAUGUCCAAGAGGAGGGAAAGGAGCCCAAGCCAUGCACCACAGCACCUAAGGAGGAAGAAACAUCACUGUCUGUCAGCUCCAAUGUGGAAGUAGAGGGACUGGGGGAGAUUCAUCUUAAGGAGGAAGGGGGAGAAGAACAGGAAGAGCACACUCCCCACAUUGAGCAGAUGCCAGUGGAGGAGGAGGAGGAGGACAACAUGUGCAGUGGGGAAACUGUGAUAGAAUCCCCUUCUGACAUAGGCCAGCCAUCUGCGACUACCACUAGAAGGCAACCAGUGAGGAAAGCCUCCAUUGGUGCAAAUGAAGCAACACUUUCUAAGAGUCAUGCAUGUUCUGACUGUGGAAAGUGCUUCACUAGGUUGUUCCACUUUCGCAGGCACAAAUGUGGACCGGCUCUCCUCGCCAGCCAGAAGUGCGAGGGCACAUCUGCCUCCCGCACUCAGCUGCCGCAACGCCGGCGCAGCCACGGCAAGCUCCACAGCUGUCCGUACUGCGAGAGGCAGUUCCGCAAGUUGUGCAACCUGAGGAACCACGUGCACACGCACACGGGCGAGCGUCCGUACCAGUGCCCGGAAUGCGGGGCCGCGUUCGCCCAGAAGCACGGCAUGCUGGAGCACCGGAACAUUCACACGGGGCAGAGACCAUUCGUGUGCCACGAGUGCGGGAAGGGGUUCCGCCACAGUAGCAACCUCAGCAAACACUGCAAGCUCCAUUCUGAUCUGAGGCCUUUUCUCUGCACGCUGUGUGGGAAGACGUUCAAAAUUAAAGACUGCUUGAGAAGGCACCAGCUGGUGCACGCAAAGAAUGGCGAAAAAACUGUAGGAAUGGUUAAUUGAUAUUGAAUUCAAAUAGACCAUUGGAAAUAUACAUACUACCUUAGGCCUCUGCAGUUCUCAACAUCUAGGGAUAAAUCAGACAAAAGACACCCUGGAUUUAACAUUUUAAAAUAAGAGGUAUCACAGGGGACAGGAACAUGGGCCUGAAAAAUGUGUCCAGGAAAAUUAAUAAAGAACUUCACAGCAUUAUCAACAAUGAAAAAGAGAUCACUGCUAUUAAGGUGUCAUUGUUUUCUAGCAUCUGUCUGCAUGGCAUAUGGUCUUAUUAAUCUAUGUUGCGUAGUGCUGUGUUCAUUUUAAUGCAUUUUCCCAGGCUUGGAUAUACUCAAAUAUUGUAUCAGAAAUUGUAGCCAAAUUCUCUCAUCACCUAAAAAGUAAACGCAUAGUAGAAAAGCACAGUUGUUUUACCAAUGGAUAUUUUUCAUUAUUUACAUUAUGGCAAUUCAUUUAAAUUACAUUUUGCAUUUUUUUUCUAUCUUCA
Sardina pilchardus (European sardine) is the source of this 2466-nucleotide messenger RNA. RefSeq names its product zinc finger protein 232-like. Gene Ontology annotation, biological process: regulation of transcription by RNA polymerase II. The transcript is spliced from 2 exons. The coding region runs from base 429 to 1985 and encodes 518 amino acids. Gene Ontology annotation, molecular function: RNA polymerase II cis-regulatory region sequence-specific DNA binding; DNA-binding transcription factor activity, RNA polymerase II-specific. The record is from RefSeq and is a predicted model, not a curated record. Lineage: Eukaryota; Metazoa; Chordata; Actinopteri; Clupeiformes; Clupeidae.